This is a messenger RNA of Pungitius pungitius (ninespine stickleback), 1219 nucleotides long. RefSeq names its product lactamase, beta 2 (gene lactb2). Lineage: Eukaryota; Metazoa; Chordata; Actinopteri; Perciformes; Gasterosteidae. Gene Ontology annotation, cellular component: mitochondrial matrix. Bases 83 to 946 code for a protein of 287 amino acids. The transcript is spliced from 7 exons. The record is from RefSeq and is a predicted model, not a curated record. Gene Ontology annotation, molecular function: single-stranded RNA binding; RNA endonuclease activity.
UUGCCCAUCACCGUUCAGCUUCCGUCCCAUUUCCGGGUCGCCUUCCCUCUUCAGCUCCUGCUCUUCGUAUCGUCCCGCAGUCAUGAGUGCGCUCAUUCCUCGCAUCGAGCAGCUGUCCGCCCGGGUGGUUCGGGUUCUGGGCUGCAACCCGGGCCCGAUGACGCUGCAGGGGACCAACACCUACCUGGUCGGAACCGGGCCCAGGCGAGUGCUGAUCGACACCGGAGAACCCGCCGUGCCCGAGUACAUCGGCGCUCUGAAGCAGGCCCUGAGUCAGUUCAACGCCAGCAUCCAGGAGAUCGUGGUCACCCACUGGCACCACGACCACACGGGCGGCGUGGAGGACAUCUCCAGGGACAUCACCGGCUCCGGGGUCCGGGUCAGCAAGCUGCCUCGCUCCGACCCGGUCGCAGAGGCGGCCGGAGGCCAGAGCUUCACCUACCUGAAGGACGGAGACGUCGUCCUCACGGAGGGCGCCACGCUCAGAGUGCUGUUCACGCCGGGCCACACGGACGACCACAUGGCGCUGCUGCUGGAGGAGGAGCGGGCGCUGUUCUCCGGAGACUGCGUCCUGGGCGAGGGCACGGCCGUGUUCCAGGACCUCCACGACUACAUGAGGUCUCUGCAGGUGCUGCUGGACUCUGGGGCCGACGUCAUCUACCCCGGUCACGGACCCGUGGUUCAGGACGCCGCCUCUAAGAUCCGACACUACAUGGACCACCGGGAGCGGCGGGAGCAGCAGAUCCUGGAAGCCAUUCGGGCCGGAGCGGGAAAGCCUUUCUCCUCCAUGGAGCUCGUCAAGCUGGUCUACAAGGACACCCCCGAGCACCUGCACCCGGCGGCUGACGUGAACCUGGUCCAUCACCUGAAGAAGCUGGAGAAAGAGGGCAGCAUCAGCCUGGAGGUCGAAUCCUCACCAAUCACCAAAUGGAGGAGCAACCUGUGAAGCAGACCCUGAAACCGACCAAUCGGAGAGAACUGAUUGAUCACAUGAUGCUUUUUACUGAAUGAGCUGAAUCUUUUCACUUUAAUUAACACGUCAUUUGGCCUCUCAGGUCUCGCGCAGCCUUUGACACGAGGGCUCCGCCACCAGGGGGCGCUCUCUGCCACUUCAUUCUGAGAAAGGGCACAACUUUAACACUGAAUUAGGAUAAAUGAUCACUACAGGUGUCAAACGUUGCUAACAUCGUGUAUAUAUUUAAAUAAAAUUGUAAAGGAU